This is a messenger RNA of Amoebophrya sp. A120, 517 nucleotides long. Lineage: Eukaryota; Dinophyceae; Syndiniales; Amoebophryaceae. The record is from the annotation of a GenBank genome assembly.
UAUAAACGCGCCGUCACGAGGACAUUUCUGUUUUGUCACUUCUAUGAGCGAUCUCAACAAAGAUAUUUCAGUAAGUAGAUCGUCUACGUUAAUUUUGAAGGACUUCUGAAAGAACGCAGUGCCAAUGUCGUUGCCGUCUGCGACGGUCCAGUCUCGCAGAAGUUAUCCUGUGCAAAAGUAUCGCGCUUGUACUAGUUGCAGUUCUGCAUGACAAAUCUUCUGCUCAAGGUAAUAAGUAAAACAGCAUGACAGAUUCCAUUUCUCAUGCUGAGCGAAUUUGCAAUGCGACUUACACUAGUGCGAUGCUUUUGCGAUGCAUAGAAGUGCAGCUAGUACUACUGCAGCCGCUUCCUCCUCGUCGCGGCGCUUGAUUUUGCCGCCGAAGAUGUUGGACCACACCACGCCAGGACGGAACGGAGCGAGCCGUGCGACGAAUUCGCCAUCCCUUGGAACGAGAUAUUUAGCGCGUCGCGUGAUCGAUGUGGGCGGAAGGGGUCGAAGCGGAGCUUCAGUGCAG